AAUCUUGCUUCUUUUACAGUCGAGCUGUCCUCCCUUGCUGUAAACCUCCGAUAUGUUUGUACAGCGGAGACUUGCCCGCAGAUGAAAGCAACCGAGGAGUGGAUGUAUCUUUGCGCUGCCCGCAAACAGCCGCAGGCGAGUAACUCUUCUAUUGACUACAUCAUCCACACCCUUGAUGGGACCUGCGCCCUUCUCAACUCCAACAAGAGGAGGAGCAGCAGCAGCAGCAGCAGGCGUGAACGGGCUGAUGAUUGCUUUCAGUCCAUCACCAGGAGACUUUAUCGUGUGUUGUCUCACUGUUUCUUUCAUCACAAAGAAAUAUUCGAGGACUUCGAGAAGAAUAAUCACCUUUGCCUUCGGUUUGUUGCCUUUGCUAAGGCCCAUGACCUGAUCCCCCCCAAGCUUCUCAUCAUCCCGCAGAGCGGGUUCCUGUCGUGUGUGCACACGCAGACGCAGCAGUCAUAA
Molecule: messenger RNA, 465 nt
Organism: Guillardia theta CCMP2712
Lineage: Eukaryota; Cryptophyceae; Pyrenomonadales; Geminigeraceae
Exons: 6
Cellular component (GO): cytoplasm
Source: RefSeq, a predicted model, not a curated record